This is a messenger RNA of Micromonas commoda, 752 nucleotides long. RefSeq lists its product with no specific name. Gene Ontology annotation, molecular function: methyltransferase activity. The record is from RefSeq and is a predicted model, not a curated record. Lineage: Eukaryota; Viridiplantae; Chlorophyta; Mamiellophyceae; Mamiellales; Mamiellaceae. Bases 60 to 716 code for a protein of 218 amino acids. Gene Ontology annotation, biological process: rRNA processing. The transcript has a single exon.
CGCUUCGGCUGUGCAAUACGACGGUCUCGGUCGCGAGAAUCCGCGCGGGAUGCGCCGCGAUGCGCCGCGGGUUCCUCGUCGAUCCCCGCGCCCGUCGCGGACCCGCGCGCUCGUCGCACUCGUCGCCGGCCCGUGCGCAACCCCGCGGGCUCACGCCGUGGGUCCGGGUGCCGACGCGGUCGAUGGCGACGGGCGGGAACAACGUGGACAUCGAGCGUCGCAAGGCGAACGCCCGCGCCGUUCGCGCCGUGCCCAUCAGGGUCAUACUGGUCAGCAAGGGCGGGGGCAAGGACAUGGACAACGCGUGCGGGGAGUGGAGCGGUCGCAUCGGCCGAUACGCCCCGUUCGACGAGAUAACCGUCAAGACGAACCCGAAAAACGCGAAGGAUCCGAAGGCGCAGAUGGAGGGCGAGGGCGAGCGCGUGAUGAAACACAUAGACUCGCGGGACCUCGUCGUGCUCAUGGACGAGAGGGGGAAGGACCUCACCUCGGAGGCGCUGGCGGAGCUCGUCGCGGAGGCUGGCGACGGCGGCUACGGAGGAUUGGUGUUCGCCGUCGGCGGUCCGUUUGGGCACGGCGCCGCGGUGAGGGAGCGCGCGGAUCGGACCAUCAGGCUGAGCUCGAUGGUGAUGAACCACCAGGUGGCGAGGUUGGUGCUGCUCGAGCAGAUUUACAGGGCGUGGACCAUACUCAAGGGGGAGCCGUACCAUCAUUAGACCUACUGUGUUUGAAACCGACCGCCGAGUUUGUUC